UUUCUUCAUACUACAGUACUGUCAACGUUGACAUCACUUUGUUGGUUUUGGAAAGCAAAAUGGCUGCAGCGUCACCACGCGAGACGACCUUCAAGCUGCUGCUUGUCGGCGAAUCCAACACUGGCAAAUCGAGCUUGAUAAUGCGCUUCACUGACAAUGUGUUUGACGAGGACUUGAGUGCCACCAUCGGCGUCGAUUUCAAGGUCAAGCAAAUGUUUCUCAAUGACACCACCAUCAAGCUAACCAUCUGGGAUACGGCUGGACAAGAGCGGUUCCGCACUCUGACAAGCAGCUUCUAUCGCGGUGCUCACGGUGUUAUUUUCGUCUACGACGUAACCCGCCGCGAAACAUUUGACACGGCGCUGGAUACAUGGCUCACAGAGGUCGACACGUACGCGACAAACGAUGUCGUGAAAAUGCUCAUUGGCAACAAGAUUGAUCAGACCGAGGAGCGUCAAGUGUCGCGCGCAGAGGGACUGGCGUUUGCUCAGCGACAUUCAAUGCUCUUUAUCGAAUGCAGCGCCCGAACGCGUGUCGGUGUCGAGCAGGCAUUUGAGGAGCUGGUCCAGAAGAUGUACGACACACCUGCAUUGUGGCGCACCGGCCCAACAAACAAUGUGCAGCUGGGAGGCGCAGAAGAAGCUCCCGCCCUGGACCAAGGCUGCGGUUAUUGCUAGAAGUUUUCCACGAUUUUCAAAUUGCAUGGUCUUCUGUUUUGUAUUAUUACAAGUGCUUGGAUAUUGUUUCCGACGGCCGUACACGUUCCCCAAGACAAAUUCCAAUUCAGACAAGCCAAAAACAAC
Molecule: messenger RNA, 803 nt
Organism: Capsaspora owczarzaki ATCC 30864
Lineage: Eukaryota; Filasterea; Ministeriida; Capsasporidae
Product: GTP-binding protein yptV3
Exons: 5
Coding region: 60-677 (205 amino acids)
Molecular function (GO): GTPase activity; GTP binding
Source: RefSeq, a predicted model, not a curated record